AACACCCACUACAUUGUCCAACCAAGGAACUCUUUCCUGUCGACCCAGCUUCUCCAGCCCCUAGCACGGCAUUCAGGGGUGGUAACUCGUGUGUCCCUCCAGCUUCCCAACGCUCUGCCGCGCGCCUAGCUCCCCAGCCCCUCUUCCUAAUGCCGGCGCUUUCUUUCAGGCGCAAUGACUCAUUCCUCUCAGGACGCUGGGUCUCACGGCAUCCACGAAGAAGGAAAACUCUAUGUUGUGGAUUCCAUAAACGACUUAAACAAACUCAAUCUCUGUCCGACGGAAUCGUCACGUCUGUUCUCUUUAGAGGACAAAAUCCCCAAUGCUGGCACAACCCCAGGAAAUGGAAGGCGGGGGCUGUUUUUUGUGGGGCUGCUCCUGGUGUUGACGGUCAGCCUGGCUCUGGUCUUCUUCGCCAUCUUCCUAAUAAUUCAAACAGGAAACGAAAUGGAGGACGUGUCAAGAAGACUGGCGGCUGAGAGAAAGGACAUAGAUGAUCUUAAGAAAAUCAACAACAUGAUCGUAAAGCGGCUCAACCAACUGGACUCUGAACAGAACUGAAAGGGUUUCCGCCUGACCGUGGUUAUGGACACCGGAGCUUCUUGCUUGGUGGAGGUACACUAGGCUACGGACUGAGAAAGUGCGGAUACUAUCCAUCAUUCCUCCUGGUUCAAGGAUAGAAAUAAGGCCAAGGCAAGGGGUUUAAAGUUGGCAACUGAACAGGGGUGAACUUGAUUCAGCUUUACUGACUGCUAGCUGCCUGCUUCUGCUUUGGUGGGGUUAGAGCGGUGGGUGGAGGGUCAGCCGCAAGAGAACUUAACUCUUCCCAUGCUACCGCUUUUUGAAAAUAAGCUUGGUUUAGAAGACUUCCAAUGUUCUAGUGAGGUCCCUGAUACCUCACAUACCUGUACAGAUUCCUGCACAAGCCUAAAGAAACUGAACACUGAACUGUCUUUGUUGAGGUGAACCAGGUGUUCACUCUUUUCAGUAGUGUGCAUUCUUCAUUUCCGGGUGACACACUUUGACAACAGCUUCCGAGCGCUGUUCAGUGAUCGCUGGAGAAACAUGGGCAGCGCAGUGUACGUGUGGUGAAGCUGGGGGACAAGAGAGAACGCCUGCUAUAUUCUACUACUGUUUCCUGAGCUCCCGACUUGUGAAAAUCAUCUGACUCUAGAGAUCCCACCAUACACAUGUGGAAAGAGGGAGUUAUGUCUAUUUAUAUAUAAUCUAUAAGCCCUUCUAGCUUCGUCAUGCAAAACAAAACAAACAAAACAACUCCUUGGAAUCCUGCUCAUGGCUUUGGAAGAAACUAGUUAGGUUUGUGUGGUCUUUGCUAAAUUAGAGUAGAAAAUUGUGUAUUUAGAAGCUCAUUUGUUUUAGUAAGAAUAAGAUGUUGUAUAUGACAAGACUGAGGCAAA
Molecule: messenger RNA, 1418 nt
Organism: Apodemus sylvaticus (European woodmouse)
Lineage: Eukaryota; Metazoa; Chordata; Mammalia; Rodentia; Muridae
Gene: Lsmem1
Product: leucine rich single-pass membrane protein 1
Exons: 3
Coding region: 175-561 (128 amino acids)
Source: RefSeq, a predicted model, not a curated record